Molecule: messenger RNA, 2599 nt
Organism: Gymnogyps californianus (California condor)
Lineage: Eukaryota; Metazoa; Chordata; Aves; Accipitriformes; Cathartidae
Gene: GOLPH3
Product: golgi phosphoprotein 3
Exons: 4
Coding region: 185-1069 (294 amino acids)
Biological process (GO): retrograde vesicle-mediated transport, Golgi to endoplasmic reticulum; Golgi organization; Golgi to plasma membrane protein transport
Cellular component (GO): trans-Golgi network; cytosol; Golgi cisterna
Molecular function (GO): phosphatidylinositol-4-phosphate binding
Source: RefSeq, a predicted model, not a curated record
GCUGCCUCCGCCUCCCCCGCCGCGGCCGAGCCCCGCUCCCCAUGACUCCCCCCGGCCAGCCGCUGCCCCGGUGCGGAUAGGGCGGAGGCGGGAGCGGCUCCCGUCCCUUCUCCUGCCCCCUUCCCGAGCUGUCGCCGAGCCCCUCUCCCCGCGGCGGGCCUCUGCCCUCCCGCCGCCUCCAGCCAUGACUUCCCUGACCCAGCGCAGCUCCGGCCUGGUGCAGCGCCGGACCGAGGCCUCCCGCAGCGCCGCCGCCGACAAGGAGCGGGGAGCGGGGGGCGGCCCGGAGGAUGAAGGCCGCCGGGACGAGUCCGGCGACGACGAGAAGGGCGACUCCAAGGAAACGCGGCUCACCCUCAUGGAGGAGGUGCUGCUCCUGGGCCUCAAGGACCGUGAGGGUUACACAUCGUUCUGGAAUGAUUGCAUCUCCUCAGGAUUGCGUGGCUGUAUGUUAAUUGAAUUGGCAUUGCGAGGGCGCCUUCAGCUAGAGGCUUGUGGAAUGAGGCGCAAAAGUCUAUUAACAAGAAAGGUGAUUUGCAAGUCAGAUGCUCCUACAGGGGACGUUCUGCUUGAUGAAGCUCUGAAACACAUAAAAGAGACCCAGCCUCCUGAAACAGUACAAAAUUGGAUUGAACUGCUUAGUGGUGAAACAUGGAACCCACUGAAGUUGCACUACCAACUACGAAAUGUCCGUGAACGGUUAGCUAAAAAUCUAGUGGAAAAAGGUGUACUGACAACAGAGAAACAGAACUUCCUUCUUUUUGACAUGACUACUCACCCUCUCACCAACAACAAUAUCAAACAGCGCCUCAUCAAGAAGGUUCAAGAAGCAGUUCUUGACAAAUGGGUGAAUGACCCUCACCGCAUGGACAAGCGCUUGCUGGCACUCGUUUAUUUAGCCCAUGCUUCAGAUGUUCUGGAGAACGCUUUUGCCCCUCUUUUGGAUGAGCAGUAUGAUUUAGCCACAAAGAGAGUGCGGCAGCUUCUGGAUUUAGACCCUGAGGUUGAAUGUAUGAAAGCCAACACGAAUGAGGUUCUGUGGGCUGUUGUAGCAGCUUUCACAAAAUAACUGCAUUCAGACUGAAGUGUUCUCUCUUCUUUCAUGUGAACCAGUUGUUUCUCUUCUAUUGACUAUUCAUGUUUUCUGUAAUUUGUACCUUCUCACAUGAUGAAUCAGCUCUUGUUUAAUGGGAAUUAUAAGUGGUGUAUUCCCUCCUCCUCUGUGUAUCUGUAUACAGGAUUCUGCUGGUACAAGAGACCUUCCUGUUUAAAAACAACAGAAAAAGGUUUUACUGCCAUAUUGGCAUUCCAUUUCCUGUUCAGUUUGAGUUAUCUGAAAUACUUUGUUUAAUCUAUUUUUCAUCUUACUGUUAUUGAAGAGGUUUAACGUGGAAAGCACCUCAAGGAGGAAAUGUGCAUGCAGUUGGAUCACUAGUCUCAGCUGACACAGAUGUGUGCAUGCAUCAGUACUUCUGCAGUACAAUUCAUACCAGAUUAAAAAGGGCCUUUUUAAAUCACCAAAGCUCCGUGUUGAAGUGUCUGUCAGGACAUUUUAUACACAGAUGUUGUUUCAGUUAUAUCUAACAAAAUUACUUUAAAAGCAGAAAUGCCAUUAAGCAGCUUUGUCAAUAGUUCCUGUAAAAUGCUCCAUAAAUUUUACUUUACAUGCAAGUCUCUUUUGUACUUAUAUUUUCAUUAGAACGAUAGCUGAGUCAUAAGGCUAGUAUAGAAAGGUCCAAUUGUUUCAUAAACCGGUUUUGGGAUGGGAUACAUUCCAUUGUAUAUAUAGUUCAAAUUGUAUAUUAACUGCCCCAUCUUAGUAUUUUGCAAGAUCUACUUAGUUGUACACCUGGUGCCCCUUAUUUGCUGUCAGCCAUUGCCAUUCGAUGGAAAGAAAGGCCUCCUGUAAAGAGCAUGUGUGUGAAAGCUGUUUGUUUCCAGUGUCUACAGAGUUUGCCAUCCGGGUAUUCUAAGUCUAUGCAUUGCCUUUGAUAAUUAGUGUACGGAAAGAGACCACUUUCUAUCAUUGUUUGUACUUUCCACCCCCUCCCAGCCCACUGUAUGGAAGAGGCUUGUGACCAGUACAAUUCUUGAGUGCAGUUUAUAAUUUUGUACACAAAUUAAUGUUUGUCUCUUAAACCUCAUAAUCUGUUUUACACUUUAAAAACAAAGUCAGUCCUAGCAGGUGUAGCAUGUAAACAGUUAGCAAGUAAUGACUGCAGUUCAGACGAUUAAGAUUUCUGUAAUGGGACGCUCUGCUAUAUUUUAAUUUUUUAUAUACAAAUAUGCUGAUUAGCACACUAUUGUAAAAAAAAAUAUAAAACUUUGGCUUUUUAAAAUUUAUUGCCUCUUUGCCACUGCUUGUUAUCUACCAUUCGUUUCACAGUGUAAAUAUUAUGCAUUGAAAAAAUUAAGCAUUGAUUUGUAUUGUUUUUUUCCUCAUAACAAUGCAGAUUUAUAGUGGGGCUUACAGGUGUUUAGAAACUUUUUUUGGUUAAUAUUCAGAGCAAGAAUACUAGAUGGUGUAUAACUGUAGGGGAUCCCUUAAUCUGUAUACUAGCUUUUUACCUACAGUAAAUAAACUAUGAUCUUGAAAGUG